Molecule: messenger RNA, 2584 nt
Organism: Abrus precatorius (Indian licorice)
Lineage: Eukaryota; Viridiplantae; Streptophyta; Magnoliopsida; Fabales; Fabaceae
Product: coronatine-insensitive protein 1-like
Exons: 3
Coding region: 565-2346 (593 amino acids)
Biological process (GO): SCF-dependent proteasomal ubiquitin-dependent protein catabolic process
Cellular component (GO): SCF ubiquitin ligase complex
Source: RefSeq, a predicted model, not a curated record
ACUCAUAAUCCCCACCUUCCUUUUAGUUACAUAAUAAAUAAUAAUAAAAAGUAGUACUCAAUUCUGACCCCUGCUUUUGGCUUUAUUUUCCCCCCUCAUAUAUUAGGGUCUGAUCCAAUCCCCUUCUCACAAACUGUCCCAACUAUCACCGUCCGAUACCUCCCUCUCUCGCGAUCUCCACCGUCCGUUCACUGACCCUCCCACUAUGUCUUCCUCUUACCCUCCCCUCUUCCCUCACCGAUUGGCCGGGUCGGCGGUUCGGUCCCGAUUCGAUUGGUUCGUCUUCCGUGAAAAAAUGUUGUCGUAGAUAAUUCCGCGCCUACACCCAAACUCUCAUCGUUCAUCGAGCUCCGAAUCUUCUUCCCUUAUUCAUUCCCCUUCCCAAACCUUCCAUUUUGCGGCGCCACUUUCCCCACUUCCUAGCUUCUCUAUGCACCUUCCUCUUCUUCACAUGUGUCACUCAAUUCCUUCACGCUUUUUUUCAAUCCUUUUCCCUUAACCGGACCGAGCCGCUUCGAGAAUUCGAGAUCUCACGGACUGUUUCCGAUUCCCGACGGGGCGGUUAUGGAGGAUCGGAGCGUGGGAAGGAUGAGCACGACGUUGACGGACAUGGUGCUUGACUUGGUGAUGCGGUACAUCGACGACCCCAGGGACCGUGACGCCGUGUCUCAGGUGUGCCACCACUGGUACGAGAUGGACUCGCUCACGCGCAAGCACGUGACUAUUGCGCUCUGCUAUACCACCACACCGUGCCGCCUUCGCCGGCGGUUUCCACACCUGGAGUCGCUGAAGCUGAAAGGAAAACCCAGGGCUGCUAUGUUCAACCUGAUACCGGAGGAUUGGGGAGGUUUUGUGACUCCUUGGGUUAGAGAGAUCUCACAGCACUUCGAUUGCUUGAAGUCUCUUCACUUCCGUCGCAUGAUUGUCACCGAUUCCGAUCUUAAGCUUCUUGCUCGUUCCCGUGGUCACAUUCUUCAAGCGCUUAAGCUGGACAAGUGUUCUGGAUUCUCCACCGAUGGCCUCUGGUAUAUUGGAAGAUUUUGCAGGUAUUUAAAAGUCUUGUUUUUGGAAGAAAGCUCAGUUGUUGAGAAUGAUGGUGAUUGGCUCCAUGAGCUUGCUUUGAAUAAUACGGCUCUUGAGACACUGAAUUUUUACCUUACUUAUAUUGUCCAUGUCAGGAUUCAGGACCUUGAACUCAUAGCCAUAAAUUGCCCUAAAUUAGUCUCUGUGAAAAUUACUGAUUGUGAAAUAUUGGAUCUGGUGAACUUCUUUCGAUGUGCAUCUGCUCUAGAAGAAUUUUGUGGGGGUUUCUACAAUGAGGAACCAGAGAAGUACUCUGCUAUAUCGUUGCCAGCAAAGUUAAAUCGAUUGGGUUUGACAUAUAUUGGGAAGAAUGAAAUGCCCAUAGUGUUCCCUUAUGCAGCCCAACUGAAAAAAUUGGAUCUUCUCUACGCGAUGCUGGAUACAGAGGAUCAUUGCACGCUAAUCCAAAGGUGCCCCAACUUGGAAGUCCUUGAGUCAAGGAACGUAAUUGGAGACAGAGGAUUAGAAGUACUGGCUCGCUGUUGUAGGAGGCUUAAAAGGCUUCGGAUUGAACGAGGUGACGAUGAUCAAGGAAUGGAGGAUGAAGAAGGUGUUGUUUCCCAGAGAGGACUAAUUGCUUUGUCUCAUGGCUGUCCAGAACUUGAAUACUUGGCUGUUUAUGUAUCCGAUAUUACAAAUGCCUCUCUAGAACACAUUGGUACUCACUUGAAAAACCUUUGCGAUUUUCGCCUUGUCUUGCUAGACCGUGAAGAGAAGAUAACUGAUUUGCCACUUGACAACGGAGUAAGGGCUUUACUGAGGGGUUGUGACAAGCUUAGAAGAUUUGCUUUGUAUCUUAGACCUGGGGGCUUGACUGACGUAGGGCUCGGUUACAUAGGGCAAUACAGCCCAAACGUGAGAUGGAUGCUUCUUGGUUAUGUGGGGGAGACUGAUGCAGGGCUUUUGGAGUUCUCUAAGGGCUGUCCCAGUCUUCAGAAACUUGAAAUGAGGGGAUGCUCCUUUUUUAGUGAGUAUGCACUAUCUGUUGCUGCAACUCAACUGACUUCUCUGAGGUAUCUAUGGGUUCAAGGAUAUGGAGCAUCUCCAUCUGGGCGUGAUCUUUUGGCCAUGGCUCGCCCCUUUUGGAAUAUUGAGUUGAUUCCUUCUAGACGCGUGGUUGUUUGCAAUACCCAGGAUGAGCGACCUGUAAUUGUUGAGCAUCCGGCUCAUAUUCUUGCAUAUUACUCCCUUGCUGGCCAAAGAACAGAUUUUCCAGAUACUGUUAAACCUUUGGAUCCUGCUGCAUAUGUUGUUGACACGUAAAGUUGUAUAUACCAUUUUUUUCUUUUCCCUUUUAAAUCUUGUUUGUAAGUUGUUGCAGUGUUUUAGUUAUAGAAGGUUUCAAUUUUCUCUGCAAUUCCUAGACAAUAGUCUUGUAAUAAGCUUGGUGUUCCUUUCUGUAAUUCAGAUAUGCUUCUACAAACUCUUGCAGCUAGUUAGUUCCCUUUUCACUGAAUAUUGUUCAAUUUUGUGAAUAGAAAGCAUGGAAUGUUUUUCACGU